This is a messenger RNA of Podospora anserina S mat+, 1029 nucleotides long. RefSeq lists its product as uncharacterized. The record is from RefSeq and is a predicted model, not a curated record. Gene Ontology annotation, molecular function: protein binding; RNA binding; translation initiation factor activity. The transcript is spliced from 3 exons. Bases 1 to 1029 code for a protein of 342 amino acids. Lineage: Eukaryota; Fungi; Ascomycota; Sordariomycetes; Sordariales; Podosporaceae. Gene Ontology annotation, cellular component: eukaryotic translation initiation factor 3 complex, eIF3m; cytoplasm. Gene Ontology annotation, biological process: cytoplasmic translational initiation.
AUGAGGCCCAUUCUUUUGUCAGGCCACGAACGUGCCCUGACCCAGGUCAAGUACAACCGCGAGGGCGAUCUUCUCUUCUCUACCGCCAAGGAUCAACACAUCUGCGCCUGGUUUGCGCACAACGGCGAGCGUCUCGGCACAUAUCAGGGCCACCAAGGUGCCAUCUGGACCGUUGACGUCGACCCAACCUCCACCAUCAUCGCCUCCGGCUCCGCCGACAACACCAUCCGCCUCUGGGAGGUCAAGACCGGCAAGCUCCUCAAGACAUGGGACUUCCCCACCGCCGUCAAGCGCGUUGAGUUCAACGAGGAUGGCACCAAGCUCCUCGGCGUGACGGAGAAGCGCAUGGGUCACCUCGGCACCAUCGUCGUGCUCGACAUCAAGGUCGACCCCGAUGCCGAGCAGUCGGACGAGAAGGUCCUGACCAUCGUCUGCGAGGAGAGCAAGGCCACCGUUGCCGGGUGGAGCUACCUCAGCAAGUACAUCAUCGCCGGCCACGAGGACGGCAGCGUCUCCCAGUACGACGGCAAGACGGGCGACCUCAUCUAUAAUGUCAACGUCCACGAGCUCGGCUCCCCCAUCACCGAUCUCCAGUGGAACCAGGACCGCACAUACUUCAUCACCGCCUCAAAAGACAAGAGUGCCAAGCUCAUCACAGCCAAGGAGCUCGAAGUCCUCAAGACGUACGUCGCCGACACACCCCUCAACAGCGCCGCCAUCACCCCCAAGAAGGAGUACGUCAUCCUCGGCGGUGGUCAGGCCGCCAUGGAUGUCACAACCACCUCGGCGAGACAGGGCAAAUUCGAGGCCCGCUUCUACCACAAGAUCUUUGAGGAGGAGAUUGGCCGUGUCCGUGGCCACUUCGGCCCUCUCAACACAGUCGCCGCCGACCCCACGGGCAAGGGUUACGCCUCUGGUGGUGAGGACGGUUACGUCCGCGUGCACCAGUUCGACAAGGGGUACUUUGACUUCAACUACGAGGUGGAGAGGGAGAGGCUAAACAGGUUAGCUGCCCAGGGUGGCAAAUAA